This is a messenger RNA of Frankliniella occidentalis (western flower thrips), 3378 nucleotides long. RefSeq lists its product as uncharacterized. Gene Ontology annotation, molecular function: RNA polymerase II transcription regulatory region sequence-specific DNA binding; DNA-binding transcription factor activity, RNA polymerase II-specific. The transcript has 2 exons. The coding region runs from base 318 to 3347 and encodes 1009 amino acids. NCBI's taxonomy places the organism in Eukaryota, Metazoa, Arthropoda, Insecta, Thysanoptera, Thripidae. Gene Ontology annotation, cellular component: nucleus. The record is from RefSeq and is a predicted model, not a curated record. Gene Ontology annotation, biological process: regulation of transcription by RNA polymerase II.
CGCAUAACGGGCGCCCGGUGUUUUGAUUCGCCGGGAAUGUGUCAGCCCGGUGUGCUCGGCCUGGGGAAGGCCCCCGUGCACUGUUUUGUCUCUCUACUGUACGGGAGCACGGGGAGUGGGCCGAGUGGGCCCACGACGACAGCUGAUGGGCCCCGGCCCCGGAGUGUGUAAACAACGAUCCAAGUUAUCAACCAGCCGCAAGCACAGUUCCGUUUCGGGUCGCUAAUCCCAAGUCAGUCGGUCCGCCACAUUGACGGCUUGCUUUCCGUGACGUGUUCCAGGUCGCCGAUGCGCACAGGUCCCGGUGCGGCCCGCCCAUGCCGCCGACGGCGAGGGCCUCGUGGCGGCGGGCCCCGUCCACCCACCGCCGCGGCCGCGGGGGACGGGGCGGCGCGCGUGCGGCGCCAACCCCGAGACUGACGACCUCUUCACCGUCGCCUGCAGCACGCCGUGGGCGCGGCCGCGGGGCCGGGGCCGCUGGCCGCGGUGCCCGCGCGCCGCCCAACGCACAGCUGCUCUACUCCACCAUCCUUGACGAGACGCUGUUCUGCAAGUCCGAGGCCGCAACCCCUCCGGCGGAUUGCCGACGACGACCGGGUGCUGCCGCCUGGUGCGCGGCGUGCUGGCGCCACGGUGCGCCGCAUCCCGCGCCCCACCGCUGCCCUUACCAGGACUGCCUCGGCUGCUGGAUGUGUGCCGAAGGUUCGCCGUACCCGCGGCUGCUACGGCAGCACGGCGUCGACCGCCUCUGCGCCGUCCGCUUGCAGCGGCUCGUGGCACCUGCGCCAUCACCAGCGCAACCAACGCCCGCCCCAGUCAACACGGGGCGCAAGAGGUUCCGGAUGAGGCUGGAGCCUCGGCCAGAGGACCAGGACCCGGUUCAGGACGACGUCAACGGCGCCGCGGACACGACCUCGUCGCACGGGGACACCGACUUUACACCAUAUGAGAUUCACGACGACCCGGGUCAGAACCAACACGACACGUCCCCCUGGGACUACACCGAGCAUGAACCUGACAAACAGGACGACGUGCACGAGGAGCGACAGAGCACGCCGCUGGAGCCGCUCACGGUCGAGACGGACCUGGAGCAGGUGUCGAAGCCGGCGGUGGAGGCCGCGCUGUGCGCGCUGGAGUCGCCGCUGCCGCCCAAGCCCAAGGCCGCCCGCGUCCUGGGCCCCGUCAAGGUGCGGCGGCGCAGCGGCGAGCGCGACCCGCCCUACUUGUCGUGGAUGUGCGCCCCGCUGGGGCAGCGCGCCUGGGCCGGGGCGGGCCCGCGGGCGUGGGCGGGGGCCUGGGCCGGGCCCAAGAGCAUCAGCGUCACGCCCCACGGUGUGUACGUCGUCUUCAAGUCCAAGCGCUCCAGCAGCGGCCCGUCGCUGAGGAGGUCGCGCCCGUUCACGGCGGGCAAGCCGUCGCCCAAGUCCAUCCGCGGCAGCCCGAUCAAGGCCGAGCCCAUGUCGCCGCCGAGGGGCGACCGCUCGCCCAGUAAGAGCGUGGUCAAGGUGGAGACCGGCACCCGGAGGAGCGCGCUGCUGCACCGCCGCCGCCUGGAGGUGUUCAGCUUCUCGGCCGACGACGACCUGGAGGAGGACGGCCCGCCCGCGCGCGAGUGCGUGCGGCCGCAGCCGCGCUGCGUGCGCUGCCACGUGCACGGUCAGGGCCUGCUCGUGCGCAGGCACAAGCCGGACCGCUGCCCCAACCGGCGCUGCACCUGCGAGAACUGCUCCGAGUUCAAGUUCGAGAGGCCGUCCCGCGGCAGGGCGCGCCGAGCCAAGGCCGAGCGCAAGGCCGCCGACAAGGCCAGGGCCGGCCAGGUCGCCGCUCAGGAGGCGCGUCCCGGUGGAGCAGAGCUACAGCAGGUCGCCGCCACCACCCAGACGCAGUUUAACCCGCUGCCCACCGGGAUCGACACGAAGGACAUGCUGCCACAGGAGCCCGCCGUCGACAUCGGGGCUGCCGUCGAGGCCAACUUACGUACCGGCGCGGCGCUCACCACCAGCGAGGCCGUCGCCGAGCAGGUGGCGUCCCCGCUGUGCGCUGUCCUGGCCGAGGAGGACGCCGGUGACGUCGGUCUGUUUGGGCCGGCAACAAUGGUGGACGCGGCCGCCGGAGGCAGCCCCCCGUCUGGUGACGACGACGAGGAGGAGGACGGGGAGCCGCUGGAGGACUGCAUGGUGGCCUACAUGUGCACGGAUGACGACGCCCUCGAGGUGGAGGCCUUCGGCUGCGCGUGGUGCGGCCGGGAGUUCCCGACGGAGGAGGAGGCCGAGAGGCACGCGCUGCGCCACGCCGAGGACGACGUGGACGUCGACGAGAUGGAGAUCAAGGAGGAGGUCGAGGAGAAGUACGAGGACGUGGCGGUCUGGGACGCGUGUGCGGGGCUGUCCGUGUUCUCUCCCUCUCCCCCUGGCUCGCCAUCGGCCACCAUUAAAUCGUCUCCUGGCACGCCGCCCUCCUCCACCCCGACGACAGCUGCAACCAGGUCUCCGGCGCUCACCUCGCCAGCAGCCACCAGGACUCCAACGCGCACAUCGCCUGCUUCAACUGGGACCCCAGCGCCCACCUCGCCAGCUGCUAACAGGACUCCAACGCCCACCUCACCAGCUGCAACCAGGACUCCGGCGCCCACCUCACCAUCUGCAACCAGGGAGCCAGCGCCCACGUCGCCGGCUGCAACCAGCGCACCAGUGGCGCGACCCGCAGCGAAAGUUACUCCACCCACCUCUCCGCCCGCGACCAGAUCUCUUCUUCCCGCCUCCGCUAUGUCAGAGGCGCCUCCCUCGGCCGGUCCCACGUCAGCUGCUGCCAAGUCCUCUUCAAAGGCGGUGGUCGCCGUGGCCGCCGUGGGCGUGAGGCCCGCGGCGGGGGCGAGGCCGGUGGUCAGGACGGAGCGGCAGCCGCCCGUCGUCUUCAAGUGCCUCGACUGCCACGACGAGUUCGGGUCGCGGGUCGAGCUGGCGCGCCACCGGCUGGGCCGGCACAGCCACGAGCAGUGGUACCGCUGCGCCACCUGCGACUCGUCCUUCCACACGGAGCGCAUGCGCGCCGUGCACAUGGCCGUCAUGCACCCGGCGCGCGUGUUCGCGUGCGAGGCGUGCCCCGCGCGCCUGCUGUCGCGCCUCGCCGUGCAGCUGCACAUGCUGGACGCGCACGGCGCGGCCCCCGAGGACGGGCUGCACUGCCAGUGCUGCCCGCACCGCCUCUUCUCUGCCCAGCACCUCUUCGACCACGUGCGCGACCUGCACCGCGGCCGCUGCUUCCCCUGCGCCUGCCCCACCUGCGGUGAGUCCCCCCACCGCCCAGUCGGGAGCACCAUUGUUGCCCCGCGCUCUUCGCUGGUUUAGCUGACAAGUACCUCGACAAGUACUUGGAACU